This is a messenger RNA of Radiomyces spectabilis, 895 nucleotides long. RefSeq lists its product as uncharacterized. The record is from RefSeq and is a predicted model, not a curated record. Bases 77 to 760 code for a protein of 227 amino acids. The transcript has 5 exons. NCBI's taxonomy places the organism in Eukaryota, Fungi, Mucoromycota, Mucoromycetes, Mucorales, Radiomycetaceae.
CGCAAAGCCACACAGCGUAGUUAUAUCUACGGUAGAACGGGAAUCUCGCGAUGCAUAACUUUCUUUUACUCAACAAAUGAUCUUGGUCAGUGAGCGAGUAUGUUGCUGCGUUCCUGUACGCAUCGGCGUCCUACUAAUAUCCAUUAUUCUGAGUCUCGUCUACCUCGCUUUAUUUACUCUCAUGUUCGUCAAGCACGAUGAUAUGUACCUGUGGGCUACAUCGAUCCAGGAGGUGGAUACCGCCCUCACCGAUACAGCAUUCAAUGGGGUGUUUGCAGCGUUCGCGUGCGUCACUAUGGGAUAUGCAGUGACUUCGGUGUUCGGCAUCAUAGCGAUUGUUCUCCAACAUCGAAGGGUGGUGCGCAUCUACCAUGUGGCGAACUGGAUUUUCGUACUCUUAAUUCUCACCAGCUCUUUGGCGUAUUGGAUCUAUUUCAAGGUCAAGCAAGAUGUUUAUGUUAACGAUUGCCAGGAUUUGGUGAAUAAGAUGGCGGGAUUGCCGGAAGAUAGUCCAUACAGUCGCGUGAUUGUUCCACACAACAAGCCUAUUGCUGGAGGAAACGAUAAACAAUACUGUAUAGAUCUGAUAAACAAACUCGUGAUUGCUUCUGGCGUCGUUGUAUUCGUAGGCAACGCUAUUCAGAUAUACUUUGCAAGCUCGAUCGGUGUUUAUGCGACAAGUUUGAAACGUCAUUAUCAGCAUCAGCGUUUGCAGGAUCAGGAUGACGAUGAAAUCAUGGCAAGAAAAUUGAUGGAAUGAGAGAAAACCCAUAGCAGUACAUUGUAAAUUAUUUAUAUCCACUCGUCGCAUCUACUAUACGACGUCCCAUACCCUCUACAUUUUUUUUUACAUCCAUUUAUUGAAUAAACAUUAUGAGAAUCAUCACAUUUUCCC